Messenger RNA from Acanthosepion pharaonis, 558 nucleotides. NCBI's taxonomy places the organism in Eukaryota, Metazoa, Mollusca, Cephalopoda, Sepiida, Sepiidae. The record is from the annotation of a GenBank genome assembly.
AUGGUUGCGAGGGAGUUGGCGGCAGUGGCGAUCACGUUUCUUGCUAAACACACUCCAAAAAGAAAAAAAAAACCAGACAGCAUCAUCCCUGUAUUUUUCUUUCUUUUUCUUUUUUCUUUCUCCCCACUCUCCUCUCUCUUUCUCAAUAUGCAUCGCUUAUUUUCUUUUUCUACUCUUAUUUUAUUUAUUGUGCUUUUACUUUUAGUUUUACCCUUCUCCGUUCACUUAUUCACUCUCUUUAUUUUUACCCAUCUCCCACUUUUCCGUAUGUUUUUGCUUCUCUCUUUCUGUAUUUCUUUCUCUCACUCACACACACACACACACACACACACAGUUCUUCUUUUACACCCUCAACAAUUCUAUCUAUCUAUCUAUCUAUCUAUCUAUCUAUCUAUCUAUCUAUCUAUCUAUCUAAUUUUUAUUACUGCUUGUUGUCUUAUUGUUGUCGAUCUUAGCGUGGGAGGAGAUUACCUUCCGCUCAAAUCUAUCUAUCAAUCUCUCUCUCUCUCUCUCUCUCUCUCUCUCUCUCUAUCUAUCUAUCUAUCUAUCUAUCUGUAA